Molecule: messenger RNA, 2781 nt
Organism: Cornus florida
Lineage: Eukaryota; Viridiplantae; Streptophyta; Magnoliopsida; Cornales; Cornaceae
Exons: 3
Coding region: 1708-2475 (255 amino acids)
Biological process (GO): translation
Cellular component (GO): cytosolic large ribosomal subunit; ribosome
Molecular function (GO): structural constituent of ribosome; 5S rRNA binding
Source: RefSeq, a predicted model, not a curated record
AGCAAGAGGGGUCGGCUGUGAAGAGCUCGUCCGCAAUAGAGGGGUCGACUGUGAAGAGGUCGUCCGGUGAGGGUUUGACCGGCGAUGGAAGAAGAAGCUCAGGUGUAAGAUUGCGACGUGGCGCGGCUCGGCGGGAUGGAACGGCUAUGAAGAGCUCGUCCACGAUGGAGGGGUCGGCUGUGAAGAGCUCAUCCAGUGAGGGUUUGACCGGCGAUGGAAGAAGAAGCUCGGUUGUGAGAUUGCGACACGGCGCGGCUUGGCGGGGUGGAACAGCAGUGGCCACCACUGCAGCAAAUCGAUUUAUUGAGGACGAUUUGGUAACCACCUGCAAAUCAAGACCGGUGGUCGUGUUGUGCGUUCUUGGCUUUCAAUUUGGGGUUUAGAUUUGGUGUUCAUGGUGGUGGUUGUCUCGCAGUGUAGAUCAAAACCCGCAGCCACUGCCACCUCUUCGGCUUCAGCUUUGGCUUCACUGCCGCCGAAAUAACCAGUGGCUCCAUCGCCGAAUGAACCCAUUUUGUCGCAUAUUUGAUCGACUAAUUUUUCUUAAUCGGGUGGAAUCAAUUGCAGGACCUUUGUUUGCACCAUCACAACAGAGAUCGUGAGGAAAAGGCGAAACCGCUUGUUGGCUUUUCGAACGUCUUGAAUGCUCCUGCCCAGAAGCCGUGUUGGGACGACUGGGAGUUCUCGGUGAAGAGGUUGAAUUGAUUUUAGAAACCGGCAAGCACUGAAUCACACCAGUUGCCGUUCUUGUCUCGCGACCACCAUUGAUGCUGUUGAAGCUUCGUGAUUAAGGUGCUCGACCCAUAGCGCAUAUACGACUCAGUUAAUGAAAUGGGUUGCCGUUGCCGGAGAAGCUAUAUGGCACGGUUCAGCGUGGGUAUGUCUGUCAUUGAUUGAAGCUCCCCUCCAUGUCACCAUGGUCAUAAGGUUGCUUUUAUAAGGGUAAAAUUGUCUUUUACUAUUUUUGUUUACACCAAUUGGCCGGAGAUGUCACAUUGGGGGUCAAUUGCACCAAAUUCAAGAGUUCAAGGGGGCAAAUUGUAGUUCAGGGGAAUUAAUUACACAUGGUCAAUAGUUGAAGGGGUUUUUUUGCACUUUACCCUAUUAUAUAUAACUAAAACAAAAUAUACGGAGGAUAUGGAUAUUAUUAGUAAAUUCAAUAAUAAAAAUAUUUUAAGCAACAUUAUUAUCAAAUAAAUUUAAAUUUUUUUUAAAUAUAAAGCACUUUAUAAAAUAUACCACCAAAUGCAAUUUUAUAACAGUUCUACUGUUAAAAGUGCUUUUAUAAUUUUAACAGCAAUCCAAAACGAAUCUCUUUUCCACUUUCAAUUCCACCAUCAAUCCCGUCCGGAAUUGGGAUAGUAUGCGUACGUAUCCAAACAUAUAAAAAAAUUUCAAACCAGUUUACUAAAAUUGUGACUACUCAAAUUUGGUCCCUUGAAUCCUAAAAUCACAUAAAUAAUUCAAUUUGGACGUUCCAGUUUUAGACUUGUCACGUUUACACACUUGUUAUUCCACAAAUCUCAGUCAAAUUCGGGACAGUAUCUGCGUCCAAACAUUCCGAAAUUCCCCAAACCCCUCUUACGAGUCUCACCCACUCGCCGCCACUUCGUUUCCCCCUCGUAAACCCUUUCUAAACUCCUCUUUUUCUCUCUCUAACAGCUGCAUCCACACCAGUCCAGUGGCUCUCUCUCUAUAAACCGCCAAAUGUGGUGCCGCCGGCCAAUACUCACCAGAGUCCUCCAUCUCCGCUACUUCACCCAAUCUUCAGCCGCACCUCUCAUCCACGACUUCGAACAACGAUUCACCUAUCUCGAAGGCUUACCCAAACCAGACCCCAAAUAUGACGAGACCAUCCUUGCGAUCCCACGCGAAGCCUCCGGUAAGAACAUCUCCGCCAAGGAGAGGAAGCGCGGCCGUGUCCCCAGCAUCGUUUUCGAACAGGAGGACGGCCAACACGGCGGCAAUAAGCGUCUCAUUUCUGUUCAAACCAAUCAGAUUCGCAAGCUCGUGAACCAUCUCGGCCGGUCCUUCUUCCUCUCUAGACUCUUUGAUCUUGAGGUUCGGUCCGAUUUCGAGUCCGACAAUGUCAUCGAGAAGGUUCGGGUCUUGCCGCGAAAGCUUCAUCUGCAUGCCGGUACAGAUGCGGUACUUAAUGUUACCUUUAUAAGGGCUCCAUCUCAGGCCUUGUUAAAGGUUGAAGUUCCUCUUGUAUUCAUAGGAGACGAUGUGUCACCUGGGCUGAGAAAAGGAGCUUAUUUGAACACUAUCAAGAGGACUGUCAAGUUCCUUUGCCCUGCAGAUGUCAUCCCUCCCUAUAUUGAGGUGGAUCUAAGUGAAUUGGAUGUGGGUCAAAAGUUGUUAAUGGCGGACCUCAAGGUUCAUCCAGCUGUAAGGCUUAUUCAAUCAAAGGAUUUACCCGUUUGCAAUAUAAUUGGGUCUAGGGCUUCUUCUGAUGAAAAGAAGUCCAAAUAAACACCUCGAAAGUUGAAAUUUUUUAUUUGCGUAUUGUAAAACAAAAUCGACCUCUUGGUGGUAUGAGAGGGCAUUGUUGUGCCGAUGGAUGCUUGUUCUUGAUUUUGUCCACUUAGUAGAGUAAUUCAUGGAGGACAGGGUUAUGGAAUGAUAGUGUAGUGAUUGCUUUUGUUACAUUUUUCUUUUUUUAUGGCUGGUUUGGUGGUGUUGUAGAGGAACUCAGUGUAGCUCUAUAUAUUGGGAAGAGAUUGUUCAAUUGUGGGCUCAGCUCAGGCAAGUGAGGAGCAAGAGCUCUUAUUAAGUUUA